Cucurbita moschata (crookneck pumpkin) is the source of this 972-nucleotide messenger RNA. Its product is annotated as F-box protein PP2-B15-like. The coding region runs from base 50 to 940 and encodes 296 amino acids. The transcript is spliced from 3 exons. The record is from RefSeq and is a predicted model, not a curated record. Gene Ontology annotation, molecular function: protein binding. Lineage: Eukaryota; Viridiplantae; Streptophyta; Magnoliopsida; Cucurbitales; Cucurbitaceae.
UUAAAACCAUUUCCAGUUUCCUCUUCCUUAGCUGAUAUCGAACAACAAAAUGGCCGGAAUUUUCACCGUCGGAAUGUUGCCGGACGACUGUCUUUCCGCCAUUCUCUCCCUCACAACUCCCGCCGACGUCGGGAAACUAUCCCUCAUAUCGUCGGCGUUCCGACCAGCGGCGGAAUCCGACGUCGUUUGGGGAAGAUUUUUGCCUGAAAACUACGCUCGGAUUAUCGCCGCCUCUGAUAUCUCCGACGAAGUUCCGUUUGGGUCGAAGAGAGAGAUUUUUUUCCGGCUCUGUUCUCCGAUCCUCAUCGACGGCGGUAAAACGAGCUUCGAGUUGGAUAAAUUUUCCGGGAAAAUCUGUUAUAUACUGUCAGCAAGAGAAUUGGGUAUCACAUGGAGCUCUGAUCCACUGUGUUGGAGCUGGAAACCGCACCCAGAAUCCAGAUUUUCAGAAGUGGCAGAGCUAAGAACAGUGAGCUGGCUGGAAAUCCAUGGAAGAAUAAGGAGACAGAGGCUGUCGCCAAACACAGAGUACGGAGCGUACCUUCUAGUGAAGAUAACAGAGAGAGCGUAUGGGUUGGAUUUGAUGGCGGCGGAAGUUUCGGUGGCGGUGGGGAAUGGAGGGCGGAUUUCAGAGGGCAGAGUAUGGCUGCAGCGGAAACAGAGGAAGGAGGAAGAUUUAGAGAGCUUGUUUUAUGGGAAUAGAAGGGAAAGAGUGAGGAAUCUAAUGGGAACAGAGGAAGAAGAAGAAAACAAUGGCAUAAGGGGUUUGAAGGAGAGAGAUGACGGUUGGUUUGAGAUUGAAUUGGGAGAGUUCAUGAGUGGGGAAGAUGAUGAUGAUGAUGAUGAAGAAGAUGUUCAUAUGAGUUUAAUGGAGAUUAGAGGCUUUCAGCUCAAAGCUGGAAUCAUUGUUGAAGGGAUUCAAAUUAGGCCUAAAAAUUGACAAAACUCAAAUAAAUCCUCCGUUAUUUGUUG